Ectocarpus sp. CCAP 1310/34 is the source of this 1825-nucleotide messenger RNA. Lineage: Eukaryota; Phaeophyceae; Ectocarpales; Ectocarpaceae. The record is from the annotation of a GenBank genome assembly.
GAUGGCGGGGGGCGUGGGAUACCGGGGCGGGCAGGAGAGCGACUGGGUGCCUCGUCUAGGAGAGGACCUUGUCGCCUUCAACAUGGGAGACGAAAAGGAAGGGGGUACAUGGAAAGAGAGCGCCAAGGACCCGGAGGUGUGGCACAACAAGGUCGAGGACGGGGCGGCAUGGUUCAUGAGGAAAUGGCACAGGCAGGAGGGGGAAGCGUCCGCGAAGCGCCAGCGCGCGAGGGAAGCAGAAGCAGAGAGUACGGCCAUCUCAGGACCGAGGAGAAAGAGAGUCGGGGAAGCGGCGGUGGGGGGGAAGAAACGGCGACCGGGCACUGCUGGACUCACGAGCUUGUCUGCCGGCAAUGCUUUCGUCAGCCCGGCGACAUACACUACACAGCCUGGCGAGCGCGCCGUCAAAGAAAAGGCACCUGCCGCAGUCGUCAACACCCUCGAGAGCCGCUACCUCAGCCCGUCAACACGAUGCCUCACACCAAGCCACGAACGAGAAGCCAAAGGGGCACAGAGUCCCGGCCCGGCGGUAUAUUACCCCCAUGAGGCAUGGGAUUUCGGGCCGCCCAAGCAUUGGAACCGAGUUAACAAGUCCGACAAGCCGGGCCGGAUGCCGAGCAGUAGGAGUUUCAACGCCAAGGUGACUUGGGGCGAGGCAACCAUGCCGCGUCCUCCUAACCCGGUGAAGGCAGCACAGAUUCCGACGAAGGAAGAGCGGGCGUGGCUGUCGAAAAGGCGGGGGACGGCUCGCCCCAGCACAGCCCCACGAUGUAUGUGGUUGAACGGCGUCAAUACGCGAGGGGGGCUCCAGGCGUGGGGCGACGUUGCCACGAACACCGGGCCAAUACACGUGGGGAACAAAGGCAACUGUGCAUCACCGUGGGACCGACCAACCCCUCGGCGGGGACCCGACUCACAACGUCGAGGCCCGAUACACUCGCGCGAGGUGCGGGCAACAUCGCCUGGUUUCCGCGAAACACGUUACCUGAACCGCGACCUAACUCGGAAAGGAGCGUGUAAAGCAACAGACACGCCAGGCCCCGGGCAGUAUAGCAUCCGUCCUCCGUUGGAGCGCGGGACAAGCUUCGCUGGUCCCAGGCGACCAACCAAGUGCAGCAAAGCUGCGACGGUGAACGCUAUGGUGGCAUCUGCCAAAGGCCGGGCGGCAUCAUACGAGAAGACCAGCGGGGCGAAGAACGGAAUGGUACGAGGAGGGGACCGGCAAUCACGACCGUCGACGGCGCCAUCGCAGCGUCUUUCGAUACCGCUCAAAGGGCGAGAGAGCCCGGGUCCAGCGUACGCUUUGCCGAGCGAUUUCGACCAGAAGUUUGUAAACAAGAAAACCUUCCAUCCCCCGCGGUGCACCGGAACGUCGCCGUUCGGGACGGAGGAACCAAGAGGUACAGGGCGGAGCGCAAAUUUGGCUCCACGCGCCGACGAGGACGGACACGUCCGCGCGAAGCAGACAAAGCGCCUGCCGAAAGCUCGGAGGGAGGCAUCAUCUGGACCUGUGGCCAAGUCGGGGAGGGUUGACGCUAUCGGUCGGGCUUUGGGAGUUCCUGUCAACACUUGCAUGGGGAGGGGCAUCCUCUUGCGAAUUCGUGCCGAUGGCAUGACGUUCGUACGUUUGCCGUGGGGCGUGUUGUACACUACGGAGGUUCUAACCCAUGGAGGCAACGCUUGUACAGCGAAUCCCUCCGUUUUGGGAAACCCUGGCGUGGUCAACUCACUAGUAGAUAGGAGAGGACGAGUUAGCGGUCCCACGAUAAGUCAACAAGGUGACAGGGUUGAUGGGGCGUGCGAGAGCGGGGAGGACGAGCAGUGA